Messenger RNA from Fusarium graminearum PH-1, 509 nucleotides. RefSeq lists its product as uncharacterized. The coding region runs from base 76 to 420 and encodes 114 amino acids. Lineage: Eukaryota; Fungi; Ascomycota; Sordariomycetes; Hypocreales; Nectriaceae. The transcript has 3 exons. The record is from RefSeq and is a predicted model, not a curated record.
ACAUUGCAUCUGUCCCUUCACAUUCUACACCUUUCUCUCCUACCAAAAAAACACAACCUCCUUCAAAUCUUCAUCAUGUCUGGCUACUCCAACGUUGGUAACCGUGGCGUCUACGAGGCUGGCGACCAGAGGAACGUCUCUGAGGCUGAGCGCAAGGCCGAGGAGUCUGACCCCUACAACGAGGGCAAGGAGAACUCCCACAACAACCUCGACUCUAAGGAUGAGCGAUCCAUCGCCAACCGACUCGCUGCUGAGGAGAAGAAGUCCGAGUCUGGCGACGAUACUGAGACUGCCCAAUUAAAGAAGGACCCUACCCUGCCUGCUCGCGCUCACGGUAACGAACCCUCCAAGGGCGCCAAGAUUGAUGCUCAGUUGCAAGCUGAGGAGGAAGAGGAGCUGAAGCGCAAGGGCAAGGCUUAAUUGUAAAAAUACAUGGAUCACGGCCGCUUCAUUGCAGGCAAAUGAUGCGGAAGGGAUGAAUUAAUGAACAAUAAUUGAAGCCACUUGAG